This is a messenger RNA of Quercus robur (English oak), 4141 nucleotides long. RefSeq names its product protein CROWDED NUCLEI 4. Lineage: Eukaryota; Viridiplantae; Streptophyta; Magnoliopsida; Fagales; Fagaceae. The record is from RefSeq and is a predicted model, not a curated record. Gene Ontology annotation, cellular component: nucleus. The coding region runs from base 265 to 3579 and encodes 1104 amino acids. Gene Ontology annotation, biological process: nucleus organization. The transcript has 8 exons.
CACUCCUUCACUCUUACACUUUUAUUUGUAUAAAAAAUGCGCUUUCAUCGCAACAACAAAAGUUGAAAAAGCAAAAAAAAAAAAGCAUACUCCGUAGUGACUCACACACGAACUGCGUUCACAGAAUCAAAUGUUGAAUUGAUUGGUGAGAAACAAAAGUGCCUCAAAAAGCAAGAAAAAUAUCAGAUCAGAUCAACAACAGCCAAGCACCGAAAACAAAGAAAAAGAGAGAGAAUCUUAUUAGGGUUUGAGAAGCUGGCGGAGAUGGCGAGUCCUCAAUCGGAACGACUCGCGAUCGCUACUCCGACUACUCCGAGUUUUACAAGUAUUACUACUACUACUAAGGCUUUGUCGAUAACGCCUGGUUCUAGGGUUUUGAAAACCCCUCUCACUGACGAAGACAUCUGGAAGCGCCUCAAGGAGGCUGGUUUCGAUGAAGAAUCCAUCAAACGCAGAGACAAGGCUGCCCUCAUAGCCUAUAUUGCAAAGCUCGAAGCUGAGAUCUUUGACCACCAACACCACAUGGGGCUUCUCCUUUUGGAAAGAAAGGAAUUAACUUCCAAUUAUGAGCAGAUCAAAGCUUCUGAAGAAACGACUGAAAUAAUGCAUAAGCGUGAUCAAGCGAUGCACCUAUCUGCCUUAGCUGAGGCAAGAAAACGAGAAGAGAGGCUGAAGAAGGCUAUAGGAGUCAAGGACGAGUGUAUAGCAAGUCUUGAGAAGGCCUUGCAUGAGAUGCGUACAGAAUCUGCUGAAAUAAAGGUUUCAGCUGAGAGUAAAUUGGCUGAAGGACACAUUAUGGUAGAGGAUGCUCAGAAGAAAUUUACUGAGGCUGAAGCAAAGCUGCAUUCAGCAGAAUCUUUACAAGCAGAAGCUACUCGGUAUCACCGUGCUGCAGAAAGAAAGAUGCAGGAAGUUGAAGCACGUGAAGAUGAACUCAGGAGGCGUCUCAUAUCGUUCAAGUCUGAUUGCGAUGAAAAAGAGAAAGAUAUUAUUCUUGAGAGGCAAUCUUUAAGUGAAAGGCAGAAAGCUUUGCAGCUUGAACAUGAAAGGUUACUUGAAGCCCAAGCUUUGCUGAAUCAGAGGGAGGAAUUCAUUUUUAGUAGAUCUCAAGAACUAAAUCGAGUUGAAAAGGAGAUAGAGGAUUCAAAGGUGACUAUUGAAAAGAAACUUAGAGAUCUAAAUGAUGAGAGAUUGAGUGUGGAUCUGGCCAAGGCUUCCCUGUCAAAAAGGGAGGAGGAUGUCAUUAAAAGGGAAGCUAUGCUGAAUAAGGAACGGCAAGACCUACUUGUUCUACAGGAAAAACUUGCAAGCAAGGAAUCUGAUCAAAUCCAGAAAGUUAUUGCCAAUCAUGAAACUGCUUUGAGAACAACAAAGUCCGAAUUUGAUGCUGACCUGGAGAGGAGGCGAAAAUCAGUUGAAGAUGAAAUUGAGACUAAGAGACGGGCUUGGGAGUUGGAGGAGAUGGAUCUUAGGCAACGGGAAAACCUAAUUUCGGAAAGGGAGCAUGACUUGGAGGUUCAGUCUAGGACAUUAGCAGAUAGGGAGAAAGAAGUGGCAGAGACAUUGAAUUUAAUUGAUGAGAAAGAAAAACGCCUAAGGGCUACUGAAAAAGAGUACGAGUUGAAUAAAGCACAAUUGCAAGAAGAGAAAGAAGAGAUCAGCAAAAUGAAAGUAGAGCUUCAGAAUUCAUUGGUUUCAUUGGAUGACAAAAAGAAGCUGGUUGAUCAAGCAAAGGAGAAGCUAGAGGCCAUGAAAACUGAAACAAGUGAGUUAUCAGUUCUAGAGAUGAAUCUUAAAGAAGAAAUAGAUACGGUUAGGGCUCAAAAAUUGGAGGUUAUUGCUGAUUCAGAAAAGUUGAAAGUAGAGAAGGCCAAGUUUGAAGCUGAAUGGGAGUUAAUUGAUGAAAAAAGAGAGGAGUUACGGAAUGAAGCAGAACAGGUAGCUCAAGAGAGAGUGGCCUUUUCCAAGUUUAUUAAGGAAGAGCGUGACAGCCUUAAACUGGAAAAGGAAGCAAUGCGAGAGCAGUAUAAACAAGAUGUUGAGGCACUUAGCCAUGAACGGGAAGACUUUAUGAAUAAGAUGGUACAUGAUCGUACUGAGUGGUUCAGCAAGAUGCAGCAAGAACGUGCAGAUUUCUUACUGGAGAUCGAGAUGCAAAAGAGAGAGUUGGAGAACUGUUUUGCAAAAAGACGUGAAGAAUUAGAGAGUGAUUUGACUGAGAGAGAGAAAGCCUUUGAGCAUGAAAAGAAAAAUGAACUUCAGUAUAUAAGCUCUCUUAAGGAAAAAACUGAUAAAGAGUUGGAACAGGUUGCUUUAGAAAUGAAAAGGCUCAAUGCUGAGAGAUUGGAGAUAAAUUUGGAACGUGAGCAACGAAACAGGGAGUGGGCAGAGCUAAAUAAUUGCAUUGAGGAUCUGAAGGUCCAAAGAGAGAAAUUAAAAAAACAAAGGGAGCUAUUGCAUGCAGAUAGAGAAGAGAUACUUGCCCAGAUUGAAGACCUUAAGAAGCUGCAGGAUUUAAAAUUUGCCUCAGAUAGUAUUGCUGAGAUGCAGAAAUUCGAUUCUGAACUAGGCCAGCGGAAAGUUUCUGCAAAAAGAAUUUUGAAGCAGAAAAGAUUUAUACCAAAUGCGGAGGAUUCACAGAAAGUGGUAGAUAUUACUGAUGUUAGCAAUAGGCUCAAUUCUCCAUCUAUGCAUAAUCUGGAUAGUGCUUCUCCUCAUAGCUCUGCUCGAUUUUCCUGGAUUAAACGAUGCGCAGAAUUAAUAUUCAAACAUUCUCCCGAUAAGACUCCAAUGAAGUAUGAAGAAAGGUCUUUGUUAUCUGACCCUGAUAAUGCAAGCAAUGGGCAAAAGGACUUGGGAGAGGAGAAGUCAAGUAGAAUUUUCAGAGAGAGACAGCAGGAGAAAUAUGCUAUUUGUGAACCAAAAGAGAUUGUUGAAGUGCCCCAUGUAGGUGACAUGGCAAAAGCAACACAUGAUAAUGUGUCUGAAAUUAAAGAAUAUGCCAGUGAAAAGUGUGCCCCUUCAAUUUCUGAGCAACAGCUUCAGGCAGGAAGGAAAAGAAGAGUAAAACACUAUAUAUCCAAUGACAGUGUUAAUUUACAGUCAGAGCAAAGGCAGAACAGAAAGAAAAGGAGGCAACAAGAGGAUGCCACUGCAACUCAAUGCGCUAUUACUGAGAGUGUAAUUUCCACCCAAAAAAAUGUUGCAGAGGAUCAGCAUGUAUUGUUUUCAUCCUCUAAACUUCAAGAAGGUGCUGAAGAGGCUAGUGUAUUAGUUAUAGAUAAAAUCAUACAGAUCUCAGAAGUGACUCAUGAGAAAACUGACACUGACAACUUCACAAAUGAAGACAAAUUAGACUGCUUGUUAAAUCCUGUAGCUGAAUUGCAGCAGAAUAUUCUUCUUGGUAAAGGACUAAAUGGUCGUGCAAAUUCUUCACCUGUACAGAAUGAUGCCUUAUCCUGUGGCACCAAGGAACCAGAAAAGCUUCUAGUACACAACGACGGAGAAGUUAGUGAGCAUUAUCAGGUGACUGCUGACUGCUGUUCGCUCAAAUCUUACUCAGUGACGAGAUAUACCUAAAUAGAGUAAACAAAAAGUUGAAGAGAAUGGUGCUGCCAAAUCAUAAUGAGAAGGUUAAUUGAAAAAAUUCAAUAGUGGACAAGGUCAAAACAGAAGUAAAAGAUUUCUAGCUUUUGGUUGGAUGCACCUACAGUUUACCUACUGCAAUGGACACACUGGCUUCACUCCUUUUGAAGUAGUUUUUGGCUGGUGACGUGUUUUUAAGUGGGCUAAACAUGUAAAUGACUGCUCACUGUGUUCUUAUGAGAAAUUUGUAAAUGUUUUGUGCAUCCUUAAUUGCCUUUAUGUGUGUAGAUUUCAUUAGGUUUCAGUAGGUCUGGUGAUUGUUGCCAGUAUUUGUUUUGGCAUGGGGUGGUGUUUUAGCGUUUGUAAGAUGGUAUCCAUUAGCAUUUGUGGCUUUUUUUGGGUUGUCUGCUUUGCUUUAUGAUGAACUGUUUGUGAGAGCAAUUUUAAGUCUUCAUGCUAUUGGGGGGUGGGGGGGUAUUCUCACCUUUGACUAGUUUGGUAACUUGUAAUAGCUGAAAUUGUGAGAGUAAAUAUGUCCAAUGUGCAUUUUUAGUGA